AUGACUGAAACAACGACGAGUAGCCAAAGAACUCCUCUUUCUUUUUGGGGUUUCAUUCAAGCCGAAUUUACUCGUGAUUAUAUGCUCGAAUGUGAAGAACAAAAGUACCUAGAAAAGCGAGAAAGAAUAUAUAAUUUUCUCUUGAUGUCAUCAAGUCUUGAGAAGUUUAUGCUCUAUGGAUUUUGUCAAUGUUUGGAUACAUUUCUAUACGUGUGGACUUUCUUACCGAUGCGUAUUACACUUGCUCUCAUGCAAGCAAUUGGCACAUUAUGUCGUUUUCGAACUUCAAAACCGAAUCGUUUAUUUGAACCAGCACAAAUUAUUGACAUGGUCAAAGGCUUAGUUGUACUCGGUUGUGCUGCACCCAUGUGUUUUAUGGAUAUUUCCGUAGUAUACCAUACAGUUCGUGCUCAGGCUGCUAUCAAACUGUAUAUGUUUUUUAAUAUGCUUGAAGUAUGUGAUCGUUUGCUAUCUUCAUUUGGUCAAGAUACACUUGAUGCUGUCUAUUGGACGGCAACUGAACCGCGUCGUAAACAUAGUGCUUGGAAAUUACUUUUGUGGCUUAUUAUCGCUAUUACUUAUUGUACAAUUCAUGCUAUUCUUGUACUUCUUCAAGCCAUUACAUUGAAUGUUGCUUUUAAUUCCCAAAAUAAAAUGCUAUUAAUUAUUAUGUUAACAAAUAAUUUUAUUGAAUUAAAACAUAGUGUAUUUAAAAAAUUCGAUCGAAAUAAUUUAUUUCAACUAUCAUGUAGUGACUGUCGUGAGCGUUUUCAUUAUGUUAUUUUAUUAUUUGUCGUUUGUGUACGUAAUCUUGAUCAAUUUAAUUGGGAUAUGAGUCAAUUUUGGCCGUUAAUUGAUUUUAUUGUUGUGGUUUUUGUUGUUGAAUUUUUCGUUGAUUGGGUAAAACAUGGAUUUAUUUUAAAAUUUAAUGAACUUUCGUCUGAAGUCUAUCGAGAAUAUAUAUUAAGUCUAGCACUGGAUAUGGUUAAAACAAAACAAGAUAUUGCAUUAUCCGAUUAUACGGAUUUGCUUAGCCGUCGAUUAGGAUUUAUUCCAUUACCAUUUGCUUGUCUUAUUUUUGGUGUACUUUUUCAAACAAUUAAUGUUAAAACAGUUUUAGCAUUCAUGAAUGUUCUAUUAGCAUUUCUAUGUCUAUUUGCAACAAAACUUGCUGUCGGAACAAUUUUAUUGGGUGUUUCCUGUGAAUAUAUAACUAAUAAUCGAAAAGAAACUAUAACCAGUGCAGCUCCGAUAAAGGAACAAAUGGCAAAUACUAAUGUUACUACAAGUGAUCAGUCAACUGCUGAAACAACGGCAAUAAUCACACAGCCAAUAGAAAAAACACAUACACGAAGUAUGAGCCUCGUACAUUUAAAUAAACUAAUUAGUAAACAAGAACUAUGUCAACCGUCAACAUUACCAUCAGUUGAUGGUGGAGAUGAAUUGAAUGAAACAUCCUUUCGUGAUGCUGACGAUAAUUAUCAAUGUUUAACCAAUGAUCAAAAUUGUCCACCAGUCUUGAUAUUUUCAAAAGCAUCAACAUCAAAUAUGAGCAAUAUUGAAAAUAUAAAUAAUAACAAUAGCUCAACAAUAACAACGAAUACAGAUGAAGGAAUUGUUUUUACAGCGCAAUCGUCAACACCAAAUAGAAAACAAGACUUGAACGAUGUUCAGAGAUAUAAAAUGUGUGGAAACUCAAUUAUUAUUUAA
Molecule: messenger RNA, 1710 nt
Organism: Rotaria socialis
Lineage: Eukaryota; Metazoa; Rotifera; Eurotatoria; Philodinida; Philodinidae
Source: the annotation of a GenBank genome assembly